Molecule: messenger RNA, 1898 nt
Organism: Gossypium arboreum
Lineage: Eukaryota; Viridiplantae; Streptophyta; Magnoliopsida; Malvales; Malvaceae
Exons: 2
Coding region: 393-1691 (432 amino acids)
Source: RefSeq, a predicted model, not a curated record
ACCCUCAAAAAUUGAAAGGAACCCUAGGUCUUUUCUUCUUAACCCGCAAGGCUAAAACGCAAAAAGGGGGGGGGGGGGAAUAUUAAUAAAAAAGGGCCCUUUCCCUCUUCAAAGAAAGUUUACUUCCGUUUUAUCUAUCUUCUGCAAACCAUUUAGUUUAAUUGAUGAUUCUCUUGAAACUUUGUCAAUUCCUUUGUUUAAUUUACUACAUACCUUUUUGGUGGAAGAGAAAGUAAAAAAGCAAGCCAAAGUACUGUCUUGUUUUUCAGAUCAGAGCUUUAAAGACAACAUGGCUUCCUUCUUAAAUGAGUGAGUAGUGAAGUAAGCAAAAAAUCUCUUCUCUGAAAGAAAAAAAGAAGAAAAAACUCCAUAUCUGGUCUGUCUUUUGUCUCAUGGAUUCUGGUAACAGUGGUAGUGUGCAAUCUCCGAGUGGUGGCAGUGAAGAGUUUAAUUCAGGCGCUAACUCAAUCUCAGCUUUCUUUAACAAUAACCCAUCGAGCCAUAUCGGUCAUGCUCCCUUGGGUAACCAACAAUCGCCGCCGCUUCUGCAACAGCAACACCAAAGUCCUUCUUCCUCAUCUGUGUUGUUUGACCCUUUAUCGAACUACUUCGAUCAUCCCUUAUCAAGUGUGACAAACCCAAAUUCACAACUCAAUCUUGAUGUGGUUUGGUCCAGAAAUCCAAGAUCUGAGCCCAACUGCAGUGAUCUUGUUGGUGGCUUUAUGGCCUCAUCAUCGCCACCACCAACCCAACAGUUGUUCACCAACCUGCAAGCACAAAGCAGAGCCACUUUUCCUUCUAUCCAGAUCCCUCAAGGACCUGAAAGUGGUACAAAAGGUUCAGGCACAAGUGGCCAACCCAACAACAACAAUAUAGUGCGUAACUCAAAGAAGAGAUCCAGAGCUUCCCGGCGUGCACCAACCACUGUUUUGACCACAGACACCACCAAUUUCCGAGCCAUGGUUCAGGAGUUUACUGGGAUCCCUGCACCACCCUUCACCCCCUCACCUUUCCCGAGAACCAGGCUUGAUUUAUUUGGUACAACUUCAUCUCCUAAUUAUCUUUUAAGACCAUUUGCUCAGAAACUUAAUUAUCCUCCUCCCUUAUUUACUAGCUCUUCCAUGGUUGAUGCUAUAGCUUCUACACCUAGCACUAAUUCUACUUCUAGUACAACUUCUGUUAACUACCAACUGCCAUCUGAGUUAGGCCUUUUAAAACAGCCUCAAAAUCCACUCAACAUCAACAUGCAACAAAACCCAAUUCUUAACUUUGUAUCACUCCUUCAAGCCCCUCCCAAAUACCCACUUUCCAAUUCAACAGAUAUUCCAUCAAAUGUCUCUCCUCUCAAAAUGGGCGCUUUUGAAGGGUUUGGUUUGAGCCAGGGGCAUGUCAAUCCCAAUCUCAGCGGCGUUCAAAACAUGGUAUCAUCAUCAGAUGGAUCAUUGCCAAGAAAUGAAAAUAGUGCUAAUCCUCCAUGCUGGGGAGAAGCAGCAGGGUCCCGUGAACAUGAUCAAAGUCUCCUAAGGUCCAUCAAUGGCAGGUACAACAACAGUAACACACCAGGACUUACGAAUGGGAAAGCAAACAAUUUGUCGGUGUCUUCAUCGGAUUUUCAUGUCGAUAAAGGGCCAGAAAAUGUAGCUACAAGAAGUGACGGUAUGGUGGAAUCAUGGAUAUGUUCAUCUGAUUAGGAUUUAUCUAAAAUAUUAUCAACAAAAUGAUAAACUUUUCCACAAAGAAUAUCAAGGAAAUGAUGGUGAAUAUAUCACAUGAUGCAUGAAAAAGAUGGAAUCUUUCUUGUUCUCAUAUUAACCAUGAUUUUCAACAUAUAUGUGAAUCAAAACACUGUUUUUUUAUCCCUUAUUUAAACCCCUCCUUUUGAUUUAAUUAUAUGUAAA